This is a messenger RNA of Exaiptasia diaphana, 684 nucleotides long. RefSeq lists its product as uncharacterized. The transcript has 2 exons. The record is from RefSeq and is a predicted model, not a curated record. Gene Ontology annotation, molecular function: nucleic acid binding. Bases 1 to 684 code for a protein of 227 amino acids. NCBI's taxonomy places the organism in Eukaryota, Metazoa, Cnidaria, Anthozoa, Actiniaria, Aiptasiidae.
AUGCGUUUCUCCCUCUUGUCGCCUGCUGACCGGCCGGGUACUGUUGAUGUACGCUAUUGGAUAGUCGGAGGUACCAAAGCUGUUGGAAGCCUGAUUGACAAGUGCGUCACUUGCAACAAACUACGCGCAAAGGUCCAGGAGCAAAAGAUGGCAGACCUGCCGGACGACAGGAUUGAGAUAACACCACCCUUCACCAACUGCGCCGUUGACUACUUUGGCCCAUUCAUGGUCAAAGAAAGAAGAAAAGAAAUAAAGAGAAGAGAAUUGAAGGAGGCCCUUAACGAGAUGAGUGCUGACAAGCUGAAAGCGGAGAUGCUGAAGGACAAUUGCGACUACAUCGAGUUCAAAAUGAACGUCCCGUCAGCAAGUCAUAUGGGAGGAGUUUGGGAGCGCCAAAUUAGAACGGUACGCAACGUGCUGGCCUCUCUACUCCAAGACAAUGGCAAACAGUUGAAUGACGAAUCCCUGCGAACUCUGAUGUGCGAAGUAGAAGCAAUAGUCAACUAUAGACCCCUUACAGUUGAAUGCUUGAGAGAUCCUGACGCACUCGCUCCACUGUCAGCAAGUCAGUUACUCACUAUGAAGACUAAGAUUCUAAUGGCCCCCCCUGGUGUCUUUCAGUCUGCCGACCAGUACGCAAGAAAGUGGUGGAGGCGAGUGCAACAUCUCGCAAAUGAAUUAUGA